Molecule: messenger RNA, 498 nt
Organism: Closterium sp. Naga37s-1
Lineage: Eukaryota; Viridiplantae; Streptophyta; Zygnematophyceae; Desmidiales; Closteriaceae
Source: the annotation of a GenBank genome assembly
AUGAUUCGCAGCCUUGAUCUCACCGUCGCACACCAGGUCCUGCGACCGUUCGUCGCACAAAUAGGCGACAACACGGCCCCUCCCCUCUCCGACCCAUCGCCUCUCCUCACUCGCCGGCUGGGCUUCACCAUAAAAUACGAAAGAGACGACCCCAUUGACCCUCGGGAACUGUCCGAGCUGCCAGAUGUCCGCCUGUGGUUUGUCCGCCUGGAUGCCGCCUACCCGUGGUUGCCAGCGGUGCUGGACUGGCGAGCGGGAGAGCUGGGGCGGUAUGCUGCAAUGUUGGUGCCGCAUCAGAUGAGCAAGCGCAUGGGUCUGGUGUUCAAUCCAGAGGCAGUGGAGCUAUGGACCAUGAACAAAGCCUUCAUCAUCCAUGCAUGGCUGGUUGCCAGAGGGGAUCCCCGGCCUGACGUCAGGGUCAAGGACAUGGCCAAGUGUCUUGGUUUCUCCCUCUCAGAUUCCCUGUUCAGCCUGCUAAAUAAUAGCCCUAAAGUGUAA